AUGAUCAGUUAUCUUUUCUCAUCCAUCGCAAAGCUAAAAGUCCGGAUCCGUUCGUAUUAUAAAAUCCGUUCUGUCAAUUCCAACCUACAUCAUAAGAAUUGGGAUAAUAUAAACGGGGCCAAGGAUGGAAUGAUGCACUUCUUCCACAGGGAGCCAGAGGUUACGCAAACUGGUGAUUUUGAUGGCAUAUUGAAAGCUUUCCACGACCUACCAAAGCCAUUGCAGGAUUGUUUGUUAUGUUUCUUCAAGUUCCCACCAAUGGCAACCCUAAAGAGAACCCCGAUGAUGUACCUGUGGAUAGGGCAGGGAUAUAUUUCCGAGUAUCUCCAUUCUGAAGGGUACGUUUGGGAUGUUGAAGUGCAUGCUGGCAAGAUCUUUGAUGAGCUUAUUGCAAAGGGCUUCAUCGAGCCUAUCUACCAAAAGUGCUCCUUGGUGCCAGACAGUUGCAGGAUAAGCCUUCCAAUUCGUUCUUCUUUAUACCAAGAAGCUGAAGUUCGAGGAUUUACUUCCAAUAAUAUUAAUCCUCUUGAUCUGGAUCUUGGAUUUGCUUGGGGUGGUCUAGAUGGGCACUCAUGUCUAAUCAAUGUUGGUGAAGCCAUAAUUAGUUGCGAGCCUAAAUUAUUUGAGAAUAUGAAGCAUAUUCGAAGUCUUUAUCUUGGAAGGUGGGAGAGCUCAGCUAUGCACCACAUUGAACUAGCAGACACCAAAAUUCUCCAUGGACUGAAUAAGCUAAAUAGCUUAGCUUUUCUUAGCCUUCGAGGAAUUUCUAUGAUUACGGAGCUUCCCACAUUCAUUUUGGAGCUCAAUAAUUUGAUGAUCAUAGAUCUCCGAGCUUGUCAUAAUCUUGAGGUGAUUCCUACCAACAUUGGUUCGCUCAAGAGUUUGACACAUUUGGACAUGUCCGAGUGUUACUUUUUAGAACACAUGCCCAAGAGUCUUGCUCUCCUAUCAAACCUCCAAGUCCUUAAGGGAUUCUUGAUUGGUGAUUUUGAUAACAAUAAACAAUUGUGUACUCUACUCGAUUUGUUGGCACUACAGAAGUUAAGAAAACUUAACAUCUACAUAAGUGUGAAAGAACUUCUCAGACUGCAGGACUUGAAGUAUUUAGGAAGGUUUGAAAGCCUGAAAAAGUUGACAAUAUCAUGGGGAGGAUGCUCUUUACAAGCUCCAGCUGAAGCUGAAGCAUUUGACAAUGCUACACUUCCUCCUAGGGUACAGAAACUAGACCUUCAGUGUUUCCCUACGACACGUCUACCUUAUAAUUGGAUGAUGCCUGGCAAACAUAUGGAACUAAAGAAACUCUACAUUAGAGGAGGGCAUCUCUGUGAUCUACAUGAAAUUCAAGAACGCCAAGGGGAGCAGUGGACCCUGGAGAUAUUGCAUUUGAAGUACUUGAGCGAAUUAAACAUAGAUUGGAGAAAACUGAGGAUAUUAUUUCCGAUGUUGAUUUACUCGCACCAAGUAGAGUGCCCCAAGGUUACUAACUUCCCAUGUGAUGAGAGGGGCGUGUGGAUGGACAAUAAGGCCAUUAAUACUCACGUGCAGCUGCAGAAAUACCUCAAAACCAGUGGCAUGAUCAGCUCAAGUUCUAAUUGGGGCUCUAGUUCAACCUCAGCUCGGGAUGAUUCUAACAUAUGUCCAGUAGACGAGAAAUAG
Molecule: messenger RNA, 1656 nt
Organism: Rhododendron vialii
Lineage: Eukaryota; Viridiplantae; Streptophyta; Magnoliopsida; Ericales; Ericaceae
Product: disease resistance RPP13-like protein 4
Exons: 1
Coding region: 1-1656 (551 amino acids)
Source: RefSeq, a predicted model, not a curated record